CGAUCAUACAAUAUCGCUAUCAUUCCAAAUUCCAACUUUUCAAGGCCACUAUGAACUUCUCCGCCGCCUCCUCUCCUCCCGUUGACACCGACGACAUCAUAUUUGAAGUGCCCGGAUUCAUCCGCCGCUACCGGAACGGCCGCGUGGAGCGCCUUAUUCCUGACGAGCUCGUCCCCCCUUCCCUGGAUCCAGCAACCGGUGUCCAAUCCAAAGACGUCACCAUCAACCCCACCACCAGCCUCUCCGUCCGCCUGUAUCUCCCGCCCUCCGCCACCUCCAUCCCAAAAAAGCUCCCUGUUCUCGUCACCAUCCACGGAGGCGGCUUCUACCUCUUGCGCUCUUCCUCCUCCAGCUACCACAACUACGUCAACUCCCUCACCGCCAAAGCUGGCGUCCUCGCCAUCUCAAUAGACUACCGCCUCGCGCCAGAGAACCCUCUUCCCGCCGCCUACGAAGACUGCUGGGAGGCGCUGGAAUGGGUUUUCGCCACCGACGAUCCAUGGCUGUCUAAUUUGGGCGACUUGGAGAACGUUUACAUAGCCGGAGAAAGCGCCGGGGGAAACUUAGUGCACAGCUUGGGAAUAAGGCUUGGAAGGGAGGGCAGGAAGGUGGAGGGGCUGGUGAUGGUGCACCCGUUGUUUUGGGGGAAGGAUAGGAUUGGAGAUGAGGGGGUAGAAACCCGGAAGGGGGGAAUCCUAACGCUGGAGCAUAUCGAUGCGUUGUGGCCGUUUGUGUGUCCGGAGACGACGGGGUUCGACGACCCGCGGAUUAAUCCGGUGGCGGAGGGUGCGCCGAGCCUGGCAACGUUGGGGUGCCGGAGAGUGUUGGUGUGCGUUGCGGAGCUGGAUUUGUUGAGGGAAAGGGGGAGGCUUUACUACGAGAAGUUGAAGGAAAGCGACUGGGAAGGGGACGCAGAGAUUCUGGAGUCAGAGAAUGAGGAUCAUGGUUUCUUCUUUUUUAACCCUGGGAGCUUGAAGGCGCAGGAGCUCACAAAGCGGAUUGUCAAUUUCUUCAACAAGUCCUGAUCAAUUAAUCGUCCUUGAUAUCUGCUUUAACUAUCUUUUUAGCUGCUGUGAAUGUCUUCUCCAAUUCGCACGAUUAGCUUCUGAGCUAUUUCUGUCGAUCUGAUAAUGUUAUGCAGUAAAUCUCUGAUGUGUAUGAAUGCUAUCUGUGAGGCGAGGAAGCUUGAUCGUUUUUAUUUUGAUGAUUGAGCCUGGAUGAAGUUUCGUUUUAUACU
Dendrobium catenatum is the source of this 1237-nucleotide messenger RNA. Its product is annotated as probable carboxylesterase 2. The coding region runs from base 51 to 1025 and encodes 324 amino acids. The record is from RefSeq and is a predicted model, not a curated record. The transcript has a single exon. NCBI's taxonomy places the organism in Eukaryota, Viridiplantae, Streptophyta, Magnoliopsida, Asparagales, Orchidaceae. Gene Ontology annotation, molecular function: hydrolase activity.